AUGGACUUCCGUCUGCAGGAAAAAUCUCACCUCUACUACAAGGUCAAUGGGAGCAGCUCCAGACCAGGCGAUGAUCAAGACCUGAGUCAGGAGGAGCAGGACUGCAUCCAGUUCUUUGAGAAAACCAUCGAUUCACUGGAGGCGAGUUUAGAGGAGGACGACUGGAGGCUUGUGCGAGCGAGGCCCUUUGAAAGCGCCACUCAAGAGGUCGCUAGACCUGUGGCUAUGAGCGCCAACCCCUACACUACCAACCCCAAAGAUCACGAUAUUAUUGACUUGGUCCACCAGGAAGCAGACUCUAAACAGCCGAUCUUCAGUCCCAACCAUCGAGGCUUUCAGACUAUGGUGCCACCCCCUGAAAGCCACUUUGAGAUAAAGCCAAGGCACAAUCCGAUGGACAGCUUGCCUUCAGAGUACAACCCUCCCCUCCCGAGUGGCAUGUCCGGGCAGACGGACACCUCCUACCACCCGGCAGGCAGUGUCCCCACCCCCGUGCUGAUUGCCAAGAAGAUAGCUGAGAACCAGUCCGGAGGAACAGCUAACUUCCUUCCUUCACUCCACCGCCUCAGCGUGGAUGAAAAGCCAAGCACAGAUCAUCCAGUGAAGCAGGGUCCUCCUACAUCUGCCAAGCCUACCCACUACCCUGACAACAUCAACAUGAUCGUUGGCAGCAAGGACCGCCAAAACCAGCCACCACCUAAUGUGAGCAUCCAGGAGAGACAGGCGCAUAUGCUGGCAAACCUAGGUGCAGGCAGCAGUCCCACAACACUGGAAGCUCAUCAUCCAACAACAACUGAGACUGGGCCCAAAUCGCCCGAAGCCCAUGUCACUACCCCACCUCAGAGCCUGAUUCACGCUGACAGGAAACCCGAGGUUCGGAGGACAUCGUCCUCUAGGAGCAAUGAAGACAGAAACCCCCAACCAAGCCUGUCGCCUCCAGCUGUCGCACAGAGCAGCUCCUAUCCACCUCCUGUGGAAAACAAAGUGUCCAUCCCCCAGCAGCCAUCUGAGGUGACCUCGUUGGCACUUAACAGCUACGGAGGAAAAUCCAUCGUGGUCCACCCUUCUGUUGGCUCCAAGAGUGAACCUGCACCCUCAACAACAAGCCAUGAACCCAGAACCCACGCUUCUGCACUCUCAAACCCCAGUGAUCCCAACGCCUACGGGGGAAAGAGCAAAGUCAUGACCCCCGGUUCCCUAUCUGGCUCCAGGACCGAGCUUCCCGACAUCCUUAGCUCACACAUGGACAGGAGUCAAACCUUGCCCUACAAAUCGGAGCUGCUGCAGCCCGAGCACAACAGCUACGGAGGAAAGAGCCGAAGCUUCAACCCGGUCACCGGCUUAUAUCGCACUUCAGAAAACCCAGCAAGGGGUUCCAAACCUCCAGCCCCAACACCGGCCCCGAGACCUCCUCGGCACUCCUACCAUGGCAUCGUUGUUCCCCAGAAACCUGCGACGCCCUUGUCCACAGACAACAGGCGAAGAUCCAACUCGAUGUUCCGUCCCCAAGGCAUCACGGUGCAGUUUUCUGGUCGAGGGGAGAUGAACGAAUCACGCAGAGAGGCACUGAGGAAACUAGGGUUGCUGAAAAAGUCUUGAUGAACUCUUGUUUGUUUGUUUUCUGGAUUUAUCCUCAGUUUUUACCUGCUGG
Pelmatolapia mariae (spotted tilapia) is the source of this 1651-nucleotide messenger RNA. Its product is annotated as proline and serine-rich protein 2. The record is from RefSeq and is a predicted model, not a curated record. The transcript has 4 exons. Bases 1 to 1599 code for a protein of 532 amino acids. Lineage: Eukaryota; Metazoa; Chordata; Actinopteri; Cichliformes; Cichlidae.